UCAGCGCGGGGGAUUUGGACUCGCCGCUGCUGGGGAAGGCGUGAGGCCGCGGUCGGGUGGCGGCGGGCCGCGCCGCCAUGGACCUGGCAGUGCCGGCGCCGGAGCCGCCGUGGCCGGCGAGCCUGUCCCCGCUGAAGGCAGUGGAUAACUUGCUGCGGUGUGGGAUAUGCUUCGAUUACUUCAGCAUUGCCAUGAUCAUCCCACAGUGUUCGCACAACUAUUGUUCCCUUUGUAUACGCAAGUUUUUGUCCUACAAAACUCAGUGCCCAACAUGCUGUGUGGCAGUCUCAGAAUCUGACCUGAAAAAUAACCGGAUGUUAGAUGAACUAGUAAAGAGCUUUAAUUCUGCAAGACAACAGCUGUUCCAGUUGGUCUUGGAUACUCCACUGAUUUCAUCUCCAUUGGCCUGUAGCAGGCAUUUAGCUGGCAAAAGCCACGUCAGGAGUUCUACAUCUUGGCCAGUUUUAAAAGAAGAGGUGCCAGUGAUUGACAGUUUCUUGACAAAGGAAGAAGUUUGCACCUCAACAAAAGCAGAAGGCCUGGCAGGAACAGAUGAGAAGAUUUUGAAAACUGAGGAACACCAUGACCUUUACAGCAGUUCUGCAGAGGUUGAUGGUAAAGACAAUGAAGUGGGAUCACAAGAGAGUCCUGAGCGCACCAAAAGUCAUGAAAAGCCUUCUACGUCUGUGGUAAAAGUAGUCAAGAAAGUGGAUUGUCCUGUUUGUGAGGUUGCUAUUCCAGAAGAAUACAUAAACAAACAUCUGGAUACCUGCUUGACAAGAGAAGAGAAGAAGGACUGCCUCAGAAGUUCUGCUCACAAAAGGAAGCCUAUGUCUAAAGUUGUUUACAACUUGCUCUCUGAUCGUGAUUUGAAAAAGAAACUAAAGGAACAUGGUCUGUCUACCCGUGGGACCCGACAACAGCUGAUUAAAAGACACCAAGAAUUCGUGCACAUGUACAAUGCUCAGUGUGAUUCUCUAAAUCCCAAAUCAGUUGCAGAAGUUGUUAAAGAGCUGGAAAACAAUGAGAAGAUUCGAGUUCAGCUGGAAUUGAAUAAACCUGGUGAAAGUAGCUUGACCUUCACAAAGGACCAGACAGAGGAAGAAAUAGAUGAGAUCCACACGGAUUAUCGAAAGAAACACAGAAGUGAAUUUAAAUUUUUGGUGGAUCAAGUAAAUAAUCGGUGGAAGAAAAGUGGUAAGAGGAAAACAGAAAGUGCUCAAAAGAAAGAAGUCUCUACUGUCAAAGAUUUGCCAGCGGCUGCAGAACAUAGAGAAGAGCAUCAUACAGCUGUUGUCCUUGGAAAAGCCCAGGUACUCAAACCAGAUACUCUCGAUGACAAAAAAAGUGAAUUUCCUUUCUUGGAGGAAGGCCAGAGAUCAGUCUCUCCUACAUUCUCACUGUCAUCUGGAUCAACAAGCAGCUCCAGUUCAGACAUUUUGAGAGAUCUGGAAGAGCCUAAGACAUGUUCAGCAUCCUCUGAUAGCAGCACUUUCAUGGGUCCGAGAGUUAACAAAAGGAAGUCACGUUGGCCUCACGUGCUAGGAAAUGUUCAACUGCUUCCCAAGAACAAGCAGAAGAAGAGCUAGUGCUGCAGUGCUGCAAAGCUUAAAACUAUGCAGAAGGCUUAACGCUGAGAGAUACUUCUUAAUUUUUUUCCAGUUUUCAGUGUAUCUGGGUAACUAGUAAAUGCUGAAUUUACACAUAGCUGUCAUUUAGACUGCCUUAAAAUAACCAGACUGGUGUGCUGAUGAGUUUUGUUUACAGCACUGUGGGCCAUUUAAGUUGUUGGGUAUGAAGUGCUGGAGUCCAGCUGGAGCCUCAGUGAGCUCUUGUGCCACACGCAGCCUUGCUGCUGAAGGAAGUGGCUUUGCAUGUUGUGACUAUUCAUGCUCGCAUCCCAUCCUGCAGGAGCUUGCUCUCCCUGCUUGGAAGCAACCACCGGACAAGUGUUUUGCUUGGGGUCAGGCAGAUGCUGAUGCUCUGGUUCCCUGGCUCAGCCGGGGGGAGGCUUGGGGCAGCUGAGGGAUGGGGCAGACUUUGAGUCCACAGGAAUAUGCUUGUUUUUAAUACAUCCGUGUAAACAUACUCAUUAGUAUGUGUCACUGUUUCAGUUUGAAGUCACGACAUUUGAAAGAAAUGGGAAGGUCAUUGCACAUUCAGUAUUCUAGCUUUAAAAUAAAUAUUAGCAUUCAAAAGUCUCAUCUUUCUUAGAAGAUGAUGGAGCUUUGUAGUGGAAUACAGCAGUGCAAGAGAACUAAAGUACACCUGAACAAGAGUGUACAGCUUGUAAGCAAAAUACAUACCACGCAAAAUGUUCAAAGAUGUUCUCACUGAGCCCUGGAGCUUUGCUCAUAGCCUUUCAUUGGGAACUUUGCAAAGACAGCACAAAAUCUUAUAAGAUUGAGUGUCGUGUGUCUUUUGACUUUGGGCUGUAGCUGUAAUUGGGACCAGACAUUGCACUUUCAAAAAUAUUCCUCCUCAAAUCGUGGUUCCCAGCAAUAUUUUGCUCAGAGCAGGCUAAGUCUGAGGCCCAUAUGAGCUGUAAUAACACCACUGAGGUAAGUGGAUGCAGAGGAGAAAGGGGAAGUGGAUUUGUUUUUUUGGGGUUUUUUUUUUGUACUAAAAGCGAACCUUUUAAAAGAGAGUGAUUAUUGGCUUCUGCUUUUAGGUCUGUCUUUUAAUCAUAGCACUUAAUACAAGACCAAUUGAAACUCUGUGCAGUUCACCAGAGAAGAAUAAAAAUGUUUGUAUGCAUAAUGGUCAAUGGAAUUCAUGUAGACCAGUUUACAUCAGCUGCUGAGCAUCCCUUGGAGGCCUUUAUUCUAGUUUUAAUUAUAAUUGAGUUAGCAGCACUUAAUUUUCUUUAAUGUGGUAAUGAUAUCCAUUGUCAUAGACAGAAAAUAGCCUCAAAAAACUCUGUCAAUACCAAUACUGUGAGCUCUAGCUCUAAGGAAGAGUGUGAGGGUACCUCUAAGGAGGCUGGAGGAGGAACCCACUCUGUUUUGCUCCGUUUACCCAGGUUGUGGUGCUGAGCAGCGCUGGCUGCUGCAGCAGCGACCUGUCACAACCCAGCAUCCUUCCCGCAGCAGCGGGAUCUGAAACAGCAGCAUUGCUGGCUUGGUUUUAGAGCACAAUUACAGUUUUAGGCAGGGGGCUGUAAGGCUGGGAGCUGUUGACAGCUGAUUCAUUGCUCAAUGGCCAACAUGCUAAAGGUCAGCCUGAAAUUGUAGUCUGGGUGCCAUGUACUGCAUGAGGUCCCUGACAAUGCUGGAUCAGCAGGGAAAAUUAGGAUCCUGGAAUACUUAUCUACCUGGGAGCUUUCCUUUUGAGUAUUGUGAAUGGGCAAUAAAUAUGUUGUAUCGAGAGCAUAUACUUCUUGUGUAGCUUUGGAACCAGGUGCCACUCACAGAGUUAAAUUUGUAGUUAAUGACAGUAACUACUGCUGUGGGGUGAAAAUGUAUUUCAAUACCCUAUAAGGAGAAAUAGUCAAAUUUAUUAAGUAAGUAUGGGCUAGAAAGUACUUAGAAAAAUCAAUAUAGAAGGUGAAUAAACCCAUGAAACAUGAAGUACACAUUCUGUGUGUAUUAGUGCUGCAGAAGCUGGUGCAGCCCUUGCGAGCAUCCUCCUGGGUGGCAGGAGCAGAGCAGCGAGCAGCAGCACAGUCCUGACUGUCAUCACGUCUUCAGAAUGUGUCCCCUGACACUUGAGGAACGCAAGAAAAAGCAUUGCCCUUGGAAGCUAUACUCCUUAAUGUAUAAAAAGUCAUAAGCUGUGAAAAUGACUUUUUCCCUUCCAUUCAUUCAAUCAAAUCUUUCUCCAAGCAGAAAGUCAGAGCUUGGUCCCCCUUUGGUGUGCACUUUGAAAGAUUCCCUUCCUGGCAGCCUGGGCAGAAUGUGCAGAGACAUGAACCUUCCUAACAAUGCUUUAAUCUUUUGCACAUUAUUUUCAGUAUAACCCUUUCUGUGGCCAUUUGCAGUGACCUGCUAUCUUCGAUCUGUGGUGACUUCUCCAAAAGAGCAGUUUUCAGUUAAAAUAAAAACCAAAAUGUUUCUGAUUCUAUGA
This is a messenger RNA of Strigops habroptila (Kakapo), 4065 nucleotides long. RefSeq names its product RAD18 E3 ubiquitin protein ligase (gene RAD18). The transcript is spliced from 13 exons. Gene Ontology annotation, molecular function: ubiquitin protein ligase activity; single-stranded DNA binding. Lineage: Eukaryota; Metazoa; Chordata; Aves; Psittaciformes; Psittacidae. The record is from RefSeq and is a predicted model, not a curated record. The coding region runs from base 78 to 1589 and encodes 503 amino acids. Gene Ontology annotation, cellular component: Rad6-Rad18 complex; nucleus. Gene Ontology annotation, biological process: protein monoubiquitination; DNA damage tolerance.